CUAGAGGAAGUGGAUGCAGCCUGGGGACGACCUGGGAGGAACAGCUGGGAACUGAGAAGUAUCGGGAGGGAAGAGCUGGGGUCUGGGGAGUACCUGGGUGACCACCCCUUUGUGGAAGGGCCUUUGGGACCCGAUUCCACCCAGCCCCCGCUGCCCACCCUCCGCCCCCCAGGGGACACGCUGAUCGACGGCGGGGAGCAUUACUGGGAGGUGCGAUACGAGCCGGACAGCAAGGCGUUCGGCGUGGGGGUGGCGUACCGCAGCCUGGGCCGCUUCGAGCAGCUGGGCAAGACGGCCGCGUCCUGGUGCCUGCACGUCAACAACUGGCUGCAGGUCAGCUUCACCGCCAAGCACGCCAACAAGGCCAAGGUGCUGGAACCCCCCGUGCCCGACUGCCUGGGUGUGCACUGCGACUUCCACCAAGGCCUCCUGUCCUUCUACAACGCGCGUACCAGACAGCUGCUGCACACCUUCAAGGCCAAGUUCACACAGCCACUGCUGCCCGCUUUCACCGUGUGGUGCGGCAGCUUUCAGGUGACGACAGGCCUGCAGGUCCCCAGCUCUGUGCGCUGCCUGCAGAAGCGGGGCAGUGCCACCAGCAGCUCCAACACCAGCCUCACCUAGGCCGCCGGACCGCCCGCCCGGCACGGCUGAGUCAGCGGAGCCCCCCACUCCCCCACCCCCAGGCCUUGGUGGUUUCAGCUGCCACCCUCUUCUCACUUGCUGCUUGGAGCCUUAACUCCUGAUUGUGGGGGGGGGGUCACCAACAGGGAGCGGGCACCGGGGCGGGCCCUCGUCCCCACAUCACCUCCUAAUAAAAGUCAAUCACUGGCCAGCCGUGCUGAUGGUUCUUUGGGACUGGCUGGCACUGAGUGUGCCCCAAACCUCUCUGGACCUCAGCUUUCCUGGCUGUAGAAUGGGCCUUUCUUGUAGGGUCCGGUGGCAGGUUUUGCUGAGUAAGUGGGGCCUGCUGUGGGUGGACAUCUGACAGACCCUCGCUGCC
Ailuropoda melanoleuca (giant panda) is the source of this 1003-nucleotide messenger RNA. Its product is annotated as fibronectin type III and SPRY domain-containing protein 1-like. The record is from RefSeq and is a predicted model, not a curated record. Gene Ontology annotation, molecular function: microtubule binding. The transcript is spliced from 3 exons. Gene Ontology annotation, biological process: regulation of mitotic spindle organization; regulation of cell division. Gene Ontology annotation, cellular component: microtubule. The annotation marks the transcript as partial. Lineage: Eukaryota; Metazoa; Chordata; Mammalia; Carnivora; Ursidae.